Molecule: messenger RNA, 1419 nt
Organism: Schizosaccharomyces octosporus yFS286
Lineage: Eukaryota; Fungi; Ascomycota; Schizosaccharomycetes; Schizosaccharomycetales; Schizosaccharomycetaceae
Product: hemolysin-III family protein
Exons: 1
Coding region: 1-1329 (442 amino acids)
Cellular component (GO): membrane
Molecular function (GO): signaling receptor activity
Source: RefSeq, a predicted model, not a curated record
AUGGCUCAAAUGCAAUUGUCCGUGCCAGACGGAACGGAAGGAGUUAAGAAACGUGUCCAUGGCCGCCGACAUUCUUCAUACGAAGUUGAAGAAAAGAAGGGAGACAUUCCUGAAGAUGUUGUUGUUUACAAGUUUGAUAUGUUUCUCAGCCGUUUGGGGGAUCGGAUGAAGCGAAUUGAAGAGGUAGGACUUCCAACAAUAGAGGAACCGAAUACCACGUAUGAGAUAUUGGUAAGAUUACGAAAUUCCUUCAUUGGAAGUACCAUUUUGGGGAAAAACCAGGUUAUGUAUUUCCUUCGGAUGAUUGAGGAAAAGUACCAUGACGUGCUGGCUGCCUGUGAUUCAUUUCCUUCAAAAGCACUGAAGGCUUUAAAUGUUUUGGAAAGUUUACUAUCCGAUUUGGAAGAUAUAGCUAAUGUUGAGAGUCGAACAACGGUUGGUGAAAUUUUUGAAGAUACCAAAGAAAAACUUCAAAGUGCCAUUCGUGCAGGUGAGAGUCGACUUCUUAAAGUAGAAGAGGUUCCUUUAGAAUGGAAAAAUAACCCUUUCAUCGUUCGUGGAUAUCGGUUCUAUCCCAGUAAACGCCGAUGUAUUCGCUCAAUGCUUGCCCUCCAUAAUGAAACGUUUAAUAUUUGGACCCAUCUAAUUGCAUUCCUUGGAUUCCUCAUGGUCACGUCAUAUUUUUAUCCAUUGUCUACUUCUUGGAUUUCAUCUUCUGUAUCAAAUCGUAUUGUUCGUGUUUUCUUUUUAGUAUGUGCGAUGAAAUGCUUAGCUUGCUCGGUUACCUGGCACACGUUUUCCAGUUUGUCCAAGUAUGAGCACAUGCGACGUGCUGCUUGCAUGGACUAUGUCGGUAUUUCAGCUCUCAUUGCUGCUUCUAUUAUUGCAGUUGAAUUCCAUGCUUUCAAAUGUCACAGCAUGUUCCGUGUACUUUACAUAGCCGUCACUGGGUCGCUUGGGUGUAUAGGAAUAUAUAUGCCUUGGAAAGAAUGGUUCAAUGAUUAUAAUUAUCGUUCCUUUAAAAUCUUUUUCUUUGUUGGUUUAGCGUGUAGUGGGUUCUUGCCAUUACUUACGAUGUGCUAUAUCCAAGGCACUUCCAGCACGUUAAUUUAUCUGAAACCCGUAUUUAUGUCAAUUUUUAGCUAUAUUAUUGGAGUUAUUUUUUAUGCUUUACAUAUACCUGAAAAGUUAAAUCCUGGCAUAUUUGACAUUGUGGGAAAUAGUCAUCAAUUGUGGCAUAUUGCUAUUAUCAUUGGUAUAGGUUUUCAUUAUUACGGUAUAAAGACAUUUGAAACAACUCACAGAGGGUUCGCCUGUGAUUGUGUAUAAUAUUUAUUGCCGAUAACUCGAAUGAUGAUGACUAUACCAAGCGAACCCCCAAUCAUGCAUAUAUCGUUUUAGGAAAGGACAUAACAUGAA